GGAUUGAGCUAUUUGUGUUUUGCGCUUUGAACUUUGGCUUCAGAAAAUAGAUGUAAAAGGCAUCUCUAGUUAUACAAUAUUACCACAGACUAGUAAUCUGUGAUAUUACUCUCAGCACUCUGAGUUCACUGCCUAAUAUUAGAUCUAUGGUCUAUGUAUGCCCUAACCAAAAAAAAUUAAAGAAGAAAAAGGCAUAAAUUUAUUAUACAAGGUCUAUGUAAAACAUAAAAGGGUUAAUUUUUAAGGCAUUCGUUAUAUAAAAAAUAGCAUAAACUUUAACAUAAUAGAAAGAAAUGUCAGGAGAAGACAAGAUUGCAGAUAGAUCUCUUAUGAUCUUUGGAAGAGAUGUUUCAAAAAUACCUUGUUUUAGAAGUACUAUGUUGAGUGGAAUUUUAGGAGGCACGGGAUGUGGACUUGGUUACUUCAUGUUUACCAGUCGAGUGAAGGCUUCAUGUGAUGUUGCUAUGGCUUGUUUUACUUUUAUAACUCUAGGAUAUUGGGCACAAUGUAGGUACACAUAUUCGAAGACUAAAUUCGAAAUGAUGAGAAUGCAGGAAGCACUUGCUUUAGCUAACUUAUAUGAAGGAACAGAAAUUGAAAGAAAAAUAGAUGCUGGUGAAAAAGUAGACAUUUAGGUGAUUUAUGUACCUAUUAGAUAGAUUCAUAUUAUUAAUAUAUUUUAUUUUUGAAUGUAUAGAUGAAACUUUGUAGGCACAUAUUCUGCGUAAACCUUGUUGCAACUGAGUGAAAAUUCACAAUUAACUUAAAUCUUAUCCUUAAGAAAACUGGUUGAUUCUAAAUAAAUGCAUUGAUGUAAUACAAA
This is a messenger RNA of Harmonia axyridis, 823 nucleotides long. It is a transcript of the gene l(3)87Df, whose product is annotated as cytochrome c oxidase assembly protein COX20, mitochondrial. Gene Ontology annotation, biological process: mitochondrial respiratory chain complex IV assembly. Lineage: Eukaryota; Metazoa; Arthropoda; Insecta; Coleoptera; Coccinellidae. The transcript is spliced from 2 exons. The record is from RefSeq and is a predicted model, not a curated record. Gene Ontology annotation, cellular component: mitochondrial inner membrane; mitochondrion. Bases 294 to 635 code for a protein of 113 amino acids.